AUGUAUCAAGAUCUCAGCCUCGAGCGCCGCGGAGACGUUUUCAUUCUCACUCUUCAGAAGCCACCAGAGAACCGUCUCACAUCGCAAUUCUGCCAAGAGAUCAUCCGGGCUCUUAACAAUGUCCGCAAGGAACUAGGCCCUGACGCGCCUGGCGCUGUCAUCAUUAGAGGCAACGAUGCCAAAUUCUUUUGCACGGGAUUGGAUCUACACGAACGAGAUACGAACCCACAUGCCAGCUCCGAGGGAUUCUAUCCGCUUGUCGCAACUCUCCUGGACUUCCCGUUCCCAACUAUCUGCCUCAUUACUGGGCACACAUUCGGAGGCGCCUCUGUCAUGACAUUAGCACAUGAUUAUCGCAUCAUGAACAGCACCCGAGGGUACUGGUGUAUGCCUGUAGCUGAACUGGGCCUGCAUUUCGACGGAAUGGGUGCUUUGCUGAGAGCCAAGUUGAGACCACAGACAGCCAGGAAGGUUAUUCUUCAGGGCCAUAGGUUUACCUCCAGUGAGGCAUUGGCGGAUGGCGUUGUGGAUGAGAUUGCCCCACCGGAAGAAAUGUUGGAUCGUGCUCUGGAGCUCGCUGAUAAGGUCAAGUCGAAGGCAAAGAUGGGGGUUUACGGAUUGCUGAGGGGAGAGCUCUAUGGGGAGGCGCUGAGGGCGUUUCAGCAGAUUAGUUAUGUUCAUUCUCGUCUUAAUUCGCGCCCGGCAAAGGUUAAGCUGUAG
Fusarium coffeatum is the source of this 720-nucleotide messenger RNA. RefSeq lists its product as uncharacterized. Gene Ontology annotation, cellular component: peroxisome. Lineage: Eukaryota; Fungi; Ascomycota; Sordariomycetes; Hypocreales; Nectriaceae. Bases 1 to 720 code for a protein of 239 amino acids. Gene Ontology annotation, molecular function: enoyl-CoA hydratase activity; delta(3)-delta(2)-enoyl-CoA isomerase activity. The record is from RefSeq and is a predicted model, not a curated record. The transcript has 3 exons. Gene Ontology annotation, biological process: fatty acid beta-oxidation.